AUGGUUGCUUCACGUUCGUCAUCUCCCUCUAGGGACUAUGCUCAGGAAGUACAGGAUCUUGUGGCCAGGCUGGCUCAGGAUCCAGAGAAAGAGGGUGUAGCAUCCGAGGUGGAAGUUUUGCAGUCGAUCUAUGGUGACGAUGCGAUACGGUUAUACCGCCCCAAUGGAAAUGGAAAUGGUUAUGGAAGACCACUAGAUCCGGACGCAAUCCGCUACGAAGUUGCUCUAAGCUUUCCUUCGCCACACGAAGACGUAUCUAUAAAGAUCCUCGUCUCGCUACCGCCCUCUUAUCCUGCGUCGUCCCCUCCGCAGCUCCAGCUACUAUCCAAAUACAUCGGCGCAUUUGGCGUAGAUCCCAAUUUGUUUGGAUCUAUACUCCGAACCUACAUCUCGCUGAACGGGGUCGAGUUCGUCCCAGAGCAGGUGUGCGUAUUCGACGGCGUGCAAAACGUUCUGGAUAGAUGUGUGGCAUGGUACGAAGAGCAGUUGAGCUUGGAGAAGGCUGGGCAGUUGGUCAGGGAGGAACAGAAAGAGGCUGCGCAGAGCAAUCGUCCUGUACCAGACGAGAGCAGUGUCCAACGGAAGGAGAGCGAAUACGACGCCCAUGCAGCCGACGAUCCCUCGCAAAGUACAGAGCUUCCGCCUGGAGUGGAGGUGUUCGUUGCGGAACCGAUUCAUGACCGGAAGAGCAGCUUUGUCGGUCGUGCAUGCCGAAUCGAGCAUCCCUCCCAGGUCCCCCAAAUCCUCUCUCACUUGAUGUCAGAUAGACGAAUAGCCCGAGCCGCUCAUCCUGUGAUCAAUGCCUGGCGAUGUCAAGUCGGAAACCUCACCCAUCAAGACAACGAUGAUGAUGGCGAGACAGCAGCCGGUGGCCGUCUUGCCCAUCUCCUGCAAAUUUUGGAAGUAAACAACGUCCUGGUGGUCGUAUCGCGGUACUUUGGAGGAAUCCAUCUUGGGCCUGAUAGAUUUAAGCAUAUUAACCAAGCAGCUAGGAACGCGCUAGAGCUGGGAGGUUUCCUCGACUCUCCAGAGACUACCAAAAAGCAUGUAGGAAGGGGUAGAAAGUAA
Coprinopsis cinerea okayama7#130 is the source of this 1068-nucleotide messenger RNA. Its product is annotated as imprinted and ancient. The record is from RefSeq and is a predicted model, not a curated record. Gene Ontology annotation, molecular function: protein binding. Bases 1 to 1068 code for a protein of 355 amino acids. Gene Ontology annotation, biological process: regulation of translational initiation. Lineage: Eukaryota; Fungi; Basidiomycota; Agaricomycetes; Agaricales; Psathyrellaceae. The transcript is spliced from 6 exons. Gene Ontology annotation, cellular component: cytoplasm.